Molecule: messenger RNA, 567 nt
Organism: Eucalyptus grandis
Lineage: Eukaryota; Viridiplantae; Streptophyta; Magnoliopsida; Myrtales; Myrtaceae
Exons: 1
Coding region: 10-393 (127 amino acids)
Source: RefSeq, a predicted model, not a curated record
UCCUUUGCGAUGGCAACAAUAUUGCCCUCAUCACCAGCUUUUCCGGGGCAGCAACAACCAGCCGGAGAAGCUGCAGUCGCCAACCCUGAAGCCGUGGCGUCAUCAUCGACAUCAUCCAGCGGUUGGCAAUCUUCGGGAUCGAUCGGGCCGUUCUUCGGGGUGAUGUCCGUGCUCACUGUUCUCGCAGUCGUCUCGUGCGUGGUCGGCCGGAUCUACAGCCGGAGAGCCACCGCAAAUACGCCACUGGAUAGCAUCAAGCAGAGAAGCUGUUCGGGGUGGGUGAAGAGGCAGUUCGACCGGUGUACUGAUUACAUUCCCGCAAAGAUGGCGAGGAUGAAGGUUUGGCGGAAAGAGGGCGAAAAUAACGAUGCUGCUGCACAUCCCGAAGCUUGAUUGAUAUUUAAAAUGCCAUGGAUUGGAGUUCUUUGGUAAAAGUAGGCUAAUAAAGACAGCAAUCUUUACUACUGUGAUUGAUCAUCAAAAGGUCCUAUUUGUGAUUUUACGGUCCUAGUGUGAUUUGGUCCUCUAGUUAGGACCUUCGUUCUUGAAGGUGAAUCUGAUUCAACU